AUGAGAGAGUCUGAUGUAAGAGAAAUGUUUAGUAAAUACACAAAGAUUGAGCGUAUUGAUAUUAAAACUGGAUUUUGUUUUGUUGUUUGUGAAACAGAAGAAGAUGCAAAAAAAAUAAUCGAUUUAUCUCAAACAACUCCUUUUAUGUUCCGUGAUAAAAAAAUUAAUAUUGAACUUAGCAAACAGAAUAAUUCAAAUAAAGAAUGUUAUAUUUGUCAUCAACAAGGACAUAUUGCUCGUAAUUGUCCGAAGCAAUCAGGAAGAAGGUAUGAACGUAAUAGGCCUAGAAGAAGACGUUCAAGAAGUAGAUCACCAAAUAUUAGAAAUCGAAAUAGGUCGCCAAAUAGUAGAAGUAGGUCACCGAACAGCAGAAGUAGAUCACCAAAUAGUAGAAGUAGGUCACCAAAUAGUAGAAGUAGAUCACCUUCAAGAAGAAGAUAUCGUAAAAGUACUAGUUUUAAAAGAAGAUAUUCAUCAAGAAGUAGAUCAAGAAGUAAUUCUAGAAGACGUUCAUAUAGUAGGUCAAGAAGUAAUUCUAGAAGUUAUUCUCAAAGAAGUCAACAUAAUGACUAA
Molecule: messenger RNA, 573 nt
Organism: Entamoeba histolytica HM-1:IMSS
Lineage: Eukaryota; Evosea; Mastigamoebida; Endamoebidae
Product: SON DNA binding protein, putative
Exons: 3
Coding region: 1-573 (190 amino acids)
Biological process (GO): mRNA splicing, via spliceosome
Cellular component (GO): cytoplasm; ASAP complex; nucleoplasm
Molecular function (GO): zinc ion binding; RNA binding
Source: RefSeq, a predicted model, not a curated record